CCGGUAGAAAGCAUUAACUUCCGCCUGGGGGAGGCGCUAGUUCUUUUCCUUGCCUGGUAGCCAACAUGGGUCGUGUUAGGACCAAGACUGUCAAGAAGGCCGCAAGGGUCAUCAUUGAGAAGUACUACACCCGUCUGGGCAAUGACUUCCACACCAACAAGAGGGUGUGCGAGGAGAUCGCCAUCAUCCCCAGCAAGCCCCUUCGCAACAAGAUCGCCGGAUACGUCACCCAUCUGAUGAAGCGCAUCCAGAGGGGUCCAGUGCGCGGCAUCUCCAUCAAGCUGCAGGAGGAGGAGAGGGAGAGGAGAGACAACUACGUCCCAGAGGUGUCUGCUUUGGACCAGGAGAUCAUUGAGGUGGAUCCUGAUACCAAGGAGAUGCUCAAGAUGCUGGACUUCGGAAGCCUCUCCAAUCUUCAGGUUACCAUGCCAGCUGCCGGAAUGAAUUUCAAGACGCCAAGGGGUGUUUAAGGGGUUUUGUAAGAUUAGAAAUAAAGGUAACAUUAAAUAUUAA
Molecule: messenger RNA, 513 nt
Organism: Engraulis encrasicolus (European anchovy)
Lineage: Eukaryota; Metazoa; Chordata; Actinopteri; Clupeiformes; Engraulidae
Product: small ribosomal subunit protein eS17
Exons: 5
Coding region: 66-470 (134 amino acids)
Biological process (GO): translation
Cellular component (GO): ribosome
Molecular function (GO): structural constituent of ribosome
Source: RefSeq, a predicted model, not a curated record